AUGCAUCCGGACAGACAAGCCCGGAUCCAGCCAGCGCCGGCUCAGAGCGAGGUCAAGAAGACGCGGCACGGUAGAGCGAACCUCAAAGGGAGCAGGAAGCUCAUCAUCAAAGGAAAGCUCAAACCGGUCAAAGAGAUCAAAUUCGACGAUGAUGCUCGCAGAGACUAUCUGACGGGAUUCUCGAAGCGAAAGAAUGAGCGGAGAGAGUACGCGCGGCAGAAAGCUCAACUGAGGGAAAGAGAAGAGCGGAACGAACUCAGGGCGCAUCUACGGCAAAGUCGGCAAGAACAAGCAGAAGCGAAUGUACGCGCUGCCCGACAAGCAUACGGGGAGAUAGAUGCAGAUACAGAGGAGGCAGACGGAGACGCGCUCGAGCCCGCUCGUUAUAUGACCGAUGAGAUGACGACGACGGUCUCGAUCGAGCCUUUCGACGUGACAGAACAAGACGAAGAGCCAAAGCGACAACGUCAGCCCAAGAAAGUAUCGAUCGCAGUUCCUGGGCCGUCCCAGAAAGCCUAUGUCCCCAAGAAACCGACGCCAAAGCGUAAGGACAGGCUGAAACGGCCGAGACAGUCUUCGGCACAGAAGAAACAGCGCAAAUGA
Molecule: messenger RNA, 603 nt
Organism: Mixia osmundae IAM 14324
Lineage: Eukaryota; Fungi; Basidiomycota; Mixiomycetes; Mixiales; Mixiaceae
Exons: 4
Coding region: 1-603 (200 amino acids)
Cellular component (GO): nucleolus
Molecular function (GO): RNA binding
Source: RefSeq, a predicted model, not a curated record